This is a messenger RNA of Ceratina calcarata, 6642 nucleotides long. RefSeq names its product nucleoporin 210 (gene Gp210). The transcript has 9 exons. Bases 249 to 5948 code for a protein of 1899 amino acids. The record is from RefSeq and is a predicted model, not a curated record. Gene Ontology annotation, cellular component: nuclear pore. NCBI's taxonomy places the organism in Eukaryota, Metazoa, Arthropoda, Insecta, Hymenoptera, Apidae.
AUAUGUAGUAUAUUUUCAUGAAUUUCAUUAUUUGGGUACGUAUUUAGAACAUUAUUCUCCGCUAAUCACUAAAAAAAAUAAGUAGAAUAAAUAGUAUAAACAUUGAAGAUUCAAUUGAGAGAAUCGAUUAUUAGUAUCGAUAACUAUCAAAUCGUUUGUUUGAAAGCUAUUUAGAGACCGCCAAGUUCAGCGAAUUAGAGUGACUACACGUGAAGAAGUAUAACGUUCGAUGUACAGUGUCCUGAAAAAUGUUUUUCGUGAAUGUUUUUAUUGCAUUUUCUGUCAUAUCAGGCGCCUCAAUGCAUAAAUUAAAUGUGCCGAGAGUUUUGCUACCGGUAUUUAAUGAUUUUGCUGUAAAUUUUACACUUGAAGUUACCGAUGGUGCUUGUUACCACUGGUCAACAUCACGACUCGAUAUUAUCCAAUUGAUUCCCAUAAAUGAGAACGUCGAAAGAACUUGUUCUUCUGCUAUAUUAAUUCAAACAAUAACAAGAGAAUCUACUAGGAACACUGCAAUAGUAUUAGCAGAAGAUGUUAAUACUGGACAAUUUUUGAGAUGUGAUGUUAUAGUUGAUGCCAUUUUUUCUUUAAAUCUUGUAACAACAACGAGAGAACUGUAUAUAGAAGAAGCACCAGAAGCAUUUGAAGUACGUGCUUAUGAUGAACAAGGAAAUGAAUUUACAACUCUUGCAGGAGUGGAAUUCUUCUGGAGUAUAGACAAUGCUGACAGGCACAUAUCAGAUUCUAAAAUACCAAACGAUGUAUUAAGAUUCAUGACCUAUCAGGAAUCACAUUAUGAAACCCCACCGACGAUUGCUGCAUUAGAUGCACUUGGCAAGAAGGGACAUGUUGUAUUACUCGAAGGCAUAAAAACUGGUACAGCAAAAGUUUCGGUGAGACUAUCUUAUCCAGAAUAUAAACAUGUUCCACCAAUAGAAGUUGAGUUGAUUGUAAUAGCCAAUUUAAUUAUCAUUCCAUCGGAUAUAACGAUCAUGACGUACGAUAGCUUUAAGUAUAAAAUAAUGCAAGCUCGUCAAGGUCGUUUAGAAGAAAUAAGUUUGCCAUCCAGUCAAUACUAUUUAGAGGCAGAAAGUCCCGAUGUGUUGGAAAUAGACAAUGAUCACGAUUUUGCAUAUGCCAAAUCCUUGGGGCGAACUAAAGUAUUCUUACAUGAUAAAAAUGUCCGUGAUGAAUACCCUGUUAUUUUACCAUCUGCUACAGUUAAUGUAAAUGACGUAUCUUACAUAACUCUUGUAGUUUUGCCUAACAGAAAUUGGGGUUUGAUACUUGGUCAUACACACGAAAUUGUAGUUGAAUUAUAUGAUGCCAAAGAUCAUAAAUUUCACAUUGGAGAAGGUGUCGAGGUGUCAGUAAAAUUAGAUGAGCAUUAUUUUGAGCCAAAUUUAAUAACGCAAAAUGGUACAUAUAUCGUUGGUGUACCUAUCGCAUGUGGAACAAUGACUGUUGAGGCUACCUUAUAUGGCAUAAUAAAUAAAUAUGGUAAAAAAGUUUCUCUCGUUACGAGGCCUACCACAAGAGCUGAGUUUCUGAUUCAUACUCCUGUCAUUAUCCAACCUAAAGUAUUGGCUGUGCCAUGGGAUUUUAAAGCUAAGUCAAGAUAUGAUAUAGUCUUAAAAGCAAGUGGAGGAGAUGGAUCUUAUGUAUGGUCGACUAAGCAUCCAUCUAUAGCAACAGUUUCACAAAACGGUGGAAUGAGAAUUUUGGCAACUGGUGUAACAGAAAUAAGUGUCGCAAUGACAAGAAACCAAUAUAAUAAAGAUACAGCAAGAGUAUACGUAUUAUCCCCUGCAAAAUUAAAAGUGAUUGAAUACAGCAUGGAAGCUGCUGUAGGAGAAUCAAUUUACCUGCACAUUGCAUUGUAUGGAAAGUUAAUUAACGAAACAGACUCCAAAGAAAUUCCUUUUAACGACUGUCGAGAUAUCAAUUUCGAAACGUACAUUCCAGACGGCAAUUUUGUACAAAAUGAUAGCAAAUCUGUGGGACCUAUCGGUAUUGCAUGCGCCGUUAUAGCGAUUACCAGUGUAGAUACCGGGACAUCCGAUGUAACAGUAGUUUACAAUGCCAAUGGUCAAUAUUUAACCGAUAAUAUUACUGUAACAGCCUAUGAUCCUUUAAUAGCAUUACACCCGAGCAGUAAGGAGAGUUUACUAACUGUGGGUUCAUCAAGGAAAAUAGUCUUUAGAGGUGGACCUCAUCCACAGUCUACUAAGCCACAAAGUUACUUAAGGAAAAUUCAGGUGUCGGAGAGAAAAAUUGCCGAAGUAAUCGAAUAUGAGGAUUCGUCGCUUGGAUUAUAUGAUUUAUCCGUAUUCGAAGUAAUGUGCAGAGCCCUUGGGGAAGUGGAUGUAACGUACACAAUUUCAAAUGUUCCUUUAUUACCGAAUUGCAAGAGUACUAGCGCUUCCGAAACAGUAAGAAUUAUUUGCGGUAAACCCAGAAACAUUUAUCUUCAGCCUGAAUUUAAAGACAGUAAGAAUUGUCCUAUAAGCUUAAAUACGGAAAGAAUAAUGGCACACAGCGAUAAAAAUCUGAAACUUAUCACGAUAGUAAAAGAUGAGGAAGGUAGAACUUUCGAUAAUAUUACAAGUUUACACAUAGAUUGGCAUCUAAAACCCUCUAGUAUAGGUUUCGUGGAAAUGCCUUCUACUUCCAUAGAAGAAACAAUUACGGAUAUGCACGUAAUUUUACCAAAAAAUUACUACCAAAAUGUAAUUUUUAAGAAGCACUCGGGUUCGCUUACGUUAACGGCAACAGUUAAAGACUACCAAAAAUAUAUAUUGAGUAAAUUUAAAAUAAUACCUGAAUGGCCACCUUUUGCAAUUGAAACUGAAAGGAAAAUCUAUGAAACACCUCUUAUAGAAUCUACUAUAGAAAUAAUUCUAGUUAAUGAUACUAAUAUCACUCCUAAUAAGUUAAUGAUAUUAAAUGAUCCUACUGCAAAAUAUUAUUUGCAAGUUAGUCAAGGGUCCGGUUACUAUGAAUUUGUGUUAAACGCAGAUGAUAUUGCAGACGUUCGAUAUAUAGAGUCAUCGAAAGCAAUUAGUCUUACUCCGAAAAAGUAUGGAAUACUUAAUUUAUCUUUAGUAGAUCUUUGCUUGCCCUCGAAACCAGCCGAAGCUAUAAUAGAAGUGCAGCAACUUGCCGUAAUAGAGGUAGAAGCGGUAAACAAAGUUGAGAAAGGAAAAUGCAUAAAAAUUGCACUGAAGCUGUAUGACACUAAUGGUCAUAUUAUAAAAUUGCCGUCUUUAAACGCUUUAGAAUUUAAAGCAGAAAUUGAUAACGAUUUCAUAGACGUAAAACUGUUACCCGCUAGUGAACAGGGUAAUCUUCCUUACGAUCAAUUAUGGUAUAUGAUACACGGAAUAACUGAGGGAGAGUCUCAACUAACUUUUGUUAGCAAAGGAGGUGAUAAGGAGAUUCAAAGUGAAGCUACAACGGUUCAAGUCUUUCUUCCUUUGCGAGUUUUCCCGAGAAAUUUAACAAUAUUAGUAGGAACUGUUUAUCAAGUACAAACAACAGGAGGACCGUCGAAUGCAGAAAUCGAAUUCUCCACGAAGAAUAAUGAUGUUUUAAAUGUUGAGUAUAAUGGCAUAUUUGAAGGAAAAUCAGUUGGUCAGGCCGAGAUCAUUGUAAAAUCUGUAGGCCUUAAUGCCAAGGGCAAUAAAACCACUUACUCCGAAGACUGUGCAGGUAUACAUGUACUUUAUUUGGAAGGAAUUAAAAUCGUUGUGCCAACAAGUAGAGUUAAAGUAGGCGCAACAUUUCCGCUUUGGGCAUUUGGUAUACCAGAACAUUUAACUCCUCUUAUUAUUGGAUCUAUGCAACUACCAUUAAGUUUUAUGUGGUCGUCCAGUGAUACCAAUUUAGUAUCUUUACACAAUAUGUAUGAAGGAACUGGUAUUAAUAUCAGAUAUCAAAAUGAGGUUUCUUUGAGAGCAAAAGCGAUCAGUCCAGGAUUGGCAACGAUUUAUUUGAAUGUUACAAUGCCACCUAACAUGUUGGGCGGCUUUAAGAAUGAGUACAGUACGUCUGUAAAAGUUGAAAUUUUCGAGGAAUUACGUUUAAUGCAUCUAGGAUUGCCCAUUAACGUACCGGUGAUAUUAAUGUCUCCAAAUUCUAUAUUAAAAUUGCAAACAAAUCAUGAUAAGCAUGGUUCGACUAGUUAUAAAGUAUUGUCGACUAUGCAUGGAAGUGAUUCAGAAGAUACACACGCUCUAACACCUGCAUCAAAAACCGUUACCAUUGACAAAAAUGGUAUUAUAAGGGCCGGUGAAAAUCUUGGAAAAAUAGUCAUCUCUGUAGUGAAUGUAGAAGCCUAUAAUUUGAAACAGUCAAUAACUGUUAUUAUUGAGGUCAAGCCCAUCCAUUAUAUGAUGUUGUCUUUAAAAUCAAUUUUGCGAAUUCGAAAUGGAGAAGAAUUAAAUAUGUUACCUAAGGGUAUGGAACUGGAUUAUGUUCUCGAAUAUUAUGAUACCGUUGGAAACAAAUUUCAUGCUGCUGGAGUUGAUGCAAAAACUGUAGUUAACCGGGCUGAUCUCGCGUUAUUCACAAAGAGUGCUGAAAAUGUAGUCACUGCGAAAUUCAUCGAGAACGGUGACCUUGUCGUAAAGGCGUACAAUGAGAAAUACCCUAAUACUAUGUUCGAUUAUGUACAUAUGAUGAUUGGUGACAUAGUUUUUCCAACAAAGACAACAUUAACAGUGGGCGAUAUAGUGUGCUUCUCAAUGCCUCUUUUGUCUUCUGAUGGGGAUCCUGGUUACUGGCAAUCUUCUACUCCUGAAGUGCUGACUGUAGAUCCUAUCAUGGGAAUUGGUCGAGCGAAAAGUGUUGGCUAUGUGGUUGUAAAGCAUAGUCUUGCAACGCAUAUGCAGGGUGAAAUAGAAGUUAAUAUUCAACCUAUUGCAAAGGUGUCAAUUGUUCCAUUAAGAGGCCGAAAUAUUACCGGCACAGAAAUGUUUAGUGUUCCCCUUGUACUCAAAAGUAAGGAUGAACAAGUUAAGGAAAACAAUGUGUUGUCUAGAGGAUUAGGUGGCUGUAGAUCACUCAGUUCAUUUACCGUAAAUUCAUUUCCAUACACGUGUAAUUUACAAUUUGUUUCAUCAGCUUCUUCUAUUGGAGUAAAAGACUUAUUCCUUGUCAAACCGCGGUUCGACAUUACAACUGGUUUUUAUUAUUGUGAUGUUAUUCCAAUGGGUUCCCCAAACAUUGCGUCUAGCACGUUAGAAAGUCGUAUACAAAUAAGUGCACAGAGUAAGGAUAUAGAGGCUACACCUUUAGAAGUCACUUAUCUUCCUCCUGUUUAUAUUGAUGCUAAGGAAAUCGUUUUUUUUAAUAUUCAUUCUCAAACUAUCCCGACCGCAACACUUGAGAUAUACGGCUUGCCAUUAGUGUUAGAUCACCUGAAUAUUGAUGUACCGGAUGGAAUGACUGUAAGUGCGCAACAGUACAUUUCAAAAUCCACGAUGCAGUAUAAACUCCGCUUGAUGCAUAAUCAAGAAGAAAUUCAAGGUCAAAAAGUAUUCAUUGCAAACGAUAUCACAAAGCAAAAUAUAUCUCUUUUUGUACGCGUAACAAAAUACGAAAAUUUCAUGCCAUUAUCUGGAAUCCAUUGGGUAGAUUACAUGUAUUUCCAUCGUUAUACAUUUGGAACAUUUGCUGUUAUUGUGAUUACUUUCUUUUAUAUAUGGAAAAAUAAAAUGGCAAACAUCGAUUUGAAUAUAAAGAAUAGGGCAGUUUUCGCCGAUAAGUGUCCACCACAAUUGAAAAAAACCAGUACUCCAUGUUCACCUAUAUUAAACAGUACAAAUAUGUCUAUUCCACGAAGUCCAACUACACCUAUGAGACCGUUCUCUGCAUUUGAUUCUGUUUACGGUGAUCCUCGUGGUCCUUAUUCAUCAAGUAAACGAAAUAGAUCAUUGAAUGCGUAAUAAGAAACUUGAUAAACAGAAGCGAAAAAAAAUGUCGCGCAUUGUAAAGAUAUAGUGUACUUAUUAAUGAAAUUAUAUGUAUGUAUUAAGUACGUCUUUUUUUUUAAACAAAUAUUCGAUCAUCAAACAGGUGCCUUAUAGCAGCAAGUUUAUUUUCAUUAAUAUUAUUGUUCACAUAUAAUUCUUAUGACAGUAAUGUUACUGUUAGAUAGUAACUAUAAGAUAAUGUACAUACAUUCUGUAAUAUAAAGUUUAUGUUAGAUAAUUUUGUAUGUAACACACAAGUCAUCUGUUAUGUUUUAAGUAUAAGUUGGUUAAACUUGUUUCACAGAUUCAAGGUAUAUGGUUCCUAGUCGUAUAACUACUAAUUUUUGUAAUUACUAAUUCCAAAUAAUACUACACAUUUAGUUUAGUUGCUUGAUGUAUGAUACGAUCUCAAGUAACAAUGCAAGGACAAUAUUCGUUUCUUAUUCACUGCGAUUAAUCAAAAUACUUGUAAUAUUUUGUCAUUUUCAUAUUGUUUGAAUCUAAUUCACGUGUACCACAUUUUUUACGUUUUUUACUAUACUAUAAUAAGCAGCAUGUAAUUUUCGUUUGUACAUGAAAAAAGAUACUUCAGUGAAAAUAGGUAAUAUUAGAAUGAGACUAUGUAAACAUGUAUUAUUUGCCAUAAAUAAAUGAUUUGUAUAAUUUA